This is a messenger RNA of Pseudoliparis swirei, 1514 nucleotides long. RefSeq names its product forkhead box protein D2-like. Gene Ontology annotation, biological process: cell differentiation; anatomical structure morphogenesis; regulation of transcription by RNA polymerase II. Gene Ontology annotation, molecular function: RNA polymerase II cis-regulatory region sequence-specific DNA binding; DNA-binding transcription factor activity, RNA polymerase II-specific. NCBI's taxonomy places the organism in Eukaryota, Metazoa, Chordata, Actinopteri, Perciformes, Liparidae. The coding region runs from base 275 to 1237 and encodes 320 amino acids. The transcript has a single exon. The record is from RefSeq and is a predicted model, not a curated record.
CUGUUUUACGCUUCACGCACAAAUCACUCGCGCUCUCUCUUUUGGCGCCUACACGCGCACCGAAAUAUAAAGGACAAGCGGCGCGUGCGGGUUAGCAUAAAAAAAGUAGGAGGAGGGUUGCGCUCGGAUUUUCCCUUCUUCUUCUUUUUCUGAAUGGAGAUGAGUCGUGCGUAAAAAUAAAAAAGAAGAAGAAAGGCAUCCAUUGAAGAGAAAAGCCGUCACUCUCCCACCUGUUGGCAGGUGGUGUUUGGCUUUCACCCCGCGGACAUCGACUAUGACAUUGGGUUUGGACAUCAUGGAGGAUAUUGUUAUCGACGUAGUAGGGGAAGGACUCAAAGACAGCGGCGAGGAGCAGCUCCUACCUUUGGAUGAGUCGCGCAGCGAGCAGGAGCGCAGCGCGGGGAGCGCGGAGCGGGACACCUACAGCCCGGACCCGGAGAGUCCUUCCGCCGCCAAGAGCAAAGGUCCCGCGUCCGUGAAGCCCCCGUACUCCUACAUCGCGCUGAUAACCAUGGCCAUCCUGCAGAAUCCCAAGAAGCGACUCACCCUCAGCGAGAUCUGCGACUUCAUCAGCCAGCGCUUCGUGUACUACCGGGAGAAGUUCCCCGCGUGGCAGAACUCCAUCAGGCACAAUCUGUCGCUGAACGACUGCUUCAUAAAGAUGCCCCGGGAGCCCGGUAACCCCGGCAAGGGCAACUACUGGACCCUGGACCCCAACUCCUCGGACAUGUUCGAGAACGGGAGCUUCCUGCGGCGGAGGAAGCGCUUCAAGCGGCAGCAUUUCCGCUUCGACCCGCUGAAGGAGCAACACCUGGAGCCCAGCGGGCUGCACGGCUUCGCGCACGGCGUCUACGGGUUCGGCACCGCGGCUCUGCAGCUGCCCGGUCUGGAGAUCUACCCGUACCUGCAUCACCACGUGCACUCGCCGUGCGGGCCCGCCGCUGCCGCCAUCCCACCUGUCAGCAGCAUCCUGCCGGCGCUCUCCAGCUUCUUCUCGCGCAGCGCGCUCACCGCCAAGGCUUUCCUCCAGGCGCAGCCGGGCCUCGAAGCCUUCUCCCCGGCGCAGUGCUCGGCGUACUCCUCGCUGACCUCCGGCGCUGCCUUCGCGUCCCCGGCGCUCUUCCACCCGGCGGCGGCUCCGCACUUCCUCAGUUUACACCGGGAGUACCAGAAAGUACAGACUCAGCGCGGCGCCGCGGAGCUGCACGCCAAACACAUCCACGCCGCUCAUCAUUAGUCACGAUCCGGACUAUGAACUCGUGUUUUCUCAGGUAACAGAGACGGUGUCAGCGGGAUCAGCUCCAGGUGGGAGGCGUGAUGGACCUGCUUUCAAAGAAUGUUGUAUAUAUGUUUGGAGAGAAAAAAAUCUCCUUCUUCUCACUUUUAUGUCCAAAAAAACCCUUCUUUUUUAAAAUUUUGAUCUUGACUUAUCUUCAUUUAAAAAUAUGUAUAUGUAUAUAUAUUUAAAUGACAAGUUUGCUAUAUUUUUUUCUGGAAAGAAAUAAAAGUGAAUA